AUGGCCACCUCUUCGGGAGACCUGCAGCUCGCAGCGGCAGCAGCGGGCUUUACANNCUUGGUAUGGAGGGCUGUUAAGCAAACGAAGCAAAACAAGUCGCCUCAUCGAAGUGCUUUCGUCUACAUGAUCUGGGGAGAGAUCCUAGCCAACUUACUCAUCGGUAUCUUGGGAUGGUUGUUCUUGAAUGGAGUCUUGCAGGCCGAGUAUGUUGACUCGUUUCUGUCGACAUUUGAGCAGAGAGCUAACAAUCCGAUAGCNCCCGUUGUCUUGUUCUUCAUUCUAUUCUGUUAUGUAUUUGAAGUUCAGCUACUGCUUCAAAUCAUUAUCAACCGCAUCGCCAUCAUCGUCGAGCGAAGAGCGAUGGCUGCGAAGCUGAAGUGGGCCACUGCUAUCUUCAUCUCUAUCAUCAACAUAUGCGUCAUGUGCAUUGUAAGCCGCUUGGUACUCUUGAGACUUUUCUCAAAUACUGACAGUCUCGUANNGUGGAUUCCUGCUCACAUGGCUAAGCCGCCAAGUCAGACUUAUGUCGAGAUCAACAAAUACUGGGAUCGUGUUUCCAAAAUUCUCAUUUGUCUCGUCGACGCAGGUCUCAAUUGGUACUUCAUUCACGUUGUCGACGCUCGGCUGGUCAAGCAACACGGCCUUCGCAAGUACAAGCCAUUGAUCGGAUACUACACACGUCUUGGAAUACUGUCGAUCUGCAUGGACGUUAUGCUUCUCGGUCUCAUGGCACUUCCCAACCAAGUGGUCUACAUCCAGUUCCAUCCUGUCGCAUAUAUGGUCAAACUCUACAUCGAGAUGAGUAUGGCCGACUUGAUUGUCAAGGUCGCAACCUCAUCUGAAAUUGAUGUCCGUCCAAAUGCAUCAUCUGGAACACCAUUCCCUGACAGCAGAUCGUACGCCCAGCGUACCUUCAACGAUCGCGACACCGUCAAUGGAGCAAAGAACACCGCACACAUCGGUCAUACACAAGGCACCAACACCAACAGAGAAGACGUCAAGGGUAUCCAACGACAAACAGAAGUUCAGAUUUUCGUUGGAGACUCUGACAGCGACAACCAAAACGAUGAUCUGGACAAGAUCUCGUCGAGGGCAUCUGUCGAGAACAACUACAACACUCACGGCACGCCUCAGUACAAUUCCAACAACCCAUUCAACAAGGUCCACAGGCCGAACCGUCUAUCCGACGAAUCACAGAUUCCUUUGAAGGACCUCUCCAGGGCUGGCGAAGCAGUAUAA
Molecule: messenger RNA, 1239 nt
Organism: Aureobasidium musti
Lineage: Eukaryota; Fungi; Ascomycota; Dothideomycetes; Dothideales; Saccotheciaceae
Source: the annotation of a GenBank genome assembly